CGUAUCAGCUGAGAGGAAACAGACAGAAAGAGAACACACAUCGAGAGAGAGCGAGAGUGAGAGGGGUAGGAGAGCGAGAAAGGAGGGGCCUGAAAGUAGAUAGAGGAAGAGAGGAGAGGGUGAGGAAGAGAAGGAAUGGGAGGAGAGGAAAGGGGGAAUGCCAGCAUGUGAGGUGGCUUUUGUAUUCAAGAUAUUUUGGAGGGGCGCGAAUGAGAGAAAAGCAGAGGGCAAGGGGGGGAGCUCAAGAGAGAAAAGGAGAGGGAGGGAAAGAACAAGACGGGUGGGGGGUGAGAGCUGCUGAUGGGUUUUUGAUUUGUGUAUGUGUGUGACUGAGGGUGGAGAGAGGUAGGCAGGAAGAAAACAAAAUACGGAGAGAGAGACACACAGAGCUAGUGCAGCCCAUUGGGCAUCCUGACAAAACAAGCGGAGAACAACUUGACUAUUCUCCAUCUUUCACAACACCAACUAUUCAGGAGGAAGGAAGCAAAGAGACACAACAAACCGGAGAGUCAAGAGAAAGAGAGAAGGCAGUCUGACCCAGUGGAAAUAGAAACACAGAGGAGGAGGAGGAGAGAGAAAAGGCAACAGAGUCACCCAUCCAGCCACCAGGCGAAAUAGAGGAAGGAAAGAGAGACAAAGAGUGAGACAGUGAGCUAAACUCCAUCUCUCUGAGAGGGGAUUCUGGGUGGAAUGACCCUGUCAUGAUGCCACAGCCAUGCUGCACCCCACGUUUAGGUGACCAAGGAGGGCGUGCCUGGCUAUUGGCCAAUCACAGGGGGAGCCCCAGUAGAGUUACUUUCGAUUCUGGUGUAGAAACAUUUCCUCUCAAGAGCCUUGUGCAUUACUGACACUCCGCCCCCCCUGGUUAUAGCUCCUGUGCCCACCUCCUUUACUCCUACUUCCUCUGGAGUCAAUACUGUUUUCUGAUUACCUAUCUGGGGAUGUUGGCAUUGUUUCGUGGCAUCUGCCAUGGAGUUAGACAGGUUCCUUUAGUAGGCCAUUGUAGACACAACUUCCAGAUGUUGUGCCAGAUGCAGCUUGUCCACACGGGCAGAAUUAUACAAGGACGGGCACAGAGGUGCUGUGCGGCUCAGCUUCCUGUUUCACACUGUUUGAUAAUAUCACAGCAGGAACUAUAGGACUUCCUAUUCCUGUGGAACAUCUUACUCUGCCUCCUGGCACUUGUGAGGACCUACUUGACCUGUUGCACAAAAGUUAGUCAAGACUCUUAUCCUCCAGCAUAAAAACCAUGCGGCACAUUCACGUGGAAUUAGCCCACAAAAAGGCUCCAUUAGAGCUUCCAGCCCAGGAGGGGGACCUGCCUCCACCUACAGCCCCAACACAGGGCCUAGACCCUGGGGUCAGACCAGGGGCGCCUAGACACUUUGGUCAGGAGGAGUUGCGGCUCCAAAAGGUCUACCAGCUCUCCAUUUUCUCCCAGCUGGGGGGAUUUUCUACCUCCACUGAAUCCCACACUGAUGCCCAACAGAGGCCUGUCCGCUUAGGCGUAAAAAGGGGGCUAGAGGAGCCCCAGUUGAUCCAUAAGCGUCCUCACCUAGGAGACUCUUCAGACAGGGAGGCACUGGAGGGAGGAGUGCUUUGUGGGCCAGCCCCAGCUCAAGGUGUUGGGAUGGGGUUAACGAUGGGCCCUGGUGGGCCUGGUCCUGUAUAUUCUUGCACACAGAUGGAGCACAGAGACUCUGAGGGGGGGCUCUCGCCCAGGUCUCCACCCCUCUCCCCAAGUCACAACCCCUCCCGACGCCCAACUCAGCACAAUCACGAUAAGCCCAUUCCUGAUGUAUUUGCUCCACUCUCACCUAAAUCACCCCCAAUGUGUGACCCACAUGGCCAUCUCUGUGAUCAGGGCCUCUCCCUCGGAAGCUCAGCCAGGACUGAAACUCCUAACGGGGGUCGCACACCCACCUACUCACUAGGUAGCCCUGGAAAUGAGAGCUGCACUAAUGGCUCAUCUGGAGGCCAGCCCAGCCCCCACUUAUAUGAAAUGUCCACAUAUGAGACUCCCAACCCUGCCAGUCCCACCAGCCCUCCAGGUCCUUUCUCCCCCCCACACCACACAGAGCUGCAGGAACCAGGGGAGGCCACCGAAUGGGAAGUUGGACUUGAAUCCUCCCCACCCGAGCGAAGUGCCACCCAGGCCGCUUCUUCCUCCUCCAAUGGCCUGGCUUCCUGGGAGAAAACACCCAGCAGUAACGGCCACCGUCUAUCCUCUGGAGGCCACUGGCCAGCCAAAAAGAGGCUGCUGUCCCCAAGCGAUACAGGGGAGUCAUGUUCGGAAGAUGAGGGACCCUCCACAUCCAAGAGAAGCAGGCUGUCACUGCUGGCUCCAGGACUUGGCCCUGCCUCAUGCCGCAGCACUGAUGCUAAAGCUGCCCCUUACUGGAACCACCUGCUGCCCUCUGCAUGGGACCGGCCUAAGACUGCCACAGACUGCACAAGAUCAGGGAGACGACUAAAAAGUGGGCUGCGGUUGAAAAGUCGGCAGCUGCGCAGCGGCAGACACACAGACACCGGCCGAUCCACACGUUCCAGCUGGCCCUCAUCUUCCAUCAGCAGAUCACUACUCGGCAACUUUGAGGAGUCCAUACUGAAGGGACGAUUCUCUCCGUCUGGUCAGAUUGAAGGCUUCACAGCGGAAAUUGGUGCCAGUGGCUCCUAUUGCCCACAGCACGUCACCCUGCCUGUGCAGGUGACAUACUAUGACAUCUCAGAGCACAGCGCGCCCUCACCUUUCCUGGGUGUGAUUUCCCUUGAGCCUCUUGGAAAGAAAGGAUACAGCAUACCCAAAGCAGGGACCAUUCAAGUGACCUUAUUUAAUCCCAACAAAACUGUGGUGAAGAUGUUCCUGGUGACUUACAACUUUGGCGACAUGCCUGUCAAUCACAUGACCUUCCUGCGCCACCGUAUCUUCCUGGUGCCUGUAGAGGAGGGGGUUGAGGGGAAAGGCGAGGCGUCUCCAGGGGGAGGAGCGCAAGACAGGAAGAAGAUUCUCUGCUACCUGAUACAUCUCAGAUUCCAGAGCUCCAAGUCUGGGAAGAUCUACUUGCACAACGAUAUCCGGCUGCUAUUCUCCCGCAAAUCCAUCGAAGUGGACACGGGGAUCCCUUAUGAGCUGAAAUCUUUCACCGAGGUGCCACGAAACCCCAAAUACUCCCCCCGCGUGUGACCCCAGACCCUUUGACCCUCCCCAAUGCCAACGCAGCCCCUCCUGUGCUUCCUAAAGAGGAGGGAGGGAAAAUGACAGACUUCUAGAAUGAUGGACAGAAAACUUGAUAAGACUGAAACAUGCCACAUGUACACAUAUGACACAUUGUUGGUCGUUGGAAAAGCCCCACUUUUAAUGCAUUUAUUCUCCA
Molecule: messenger RNA, 3374 nt
Organism: Lates calcarifer (barramundi perch)
Lineage: Eukaryota; Metazoa; Chordata; Actinopteri; Centropomidae
Gene: atosb
Product: protein FAM214B
Exons: 10
Coding region: 1250-3184 (644 amino acids)
Source: RefSeq, a predicted model, not a curated record